GAAUGAACGCCUGACUGACACACCGCCGCUUAAUACCGUUAGCUAGAUAGAAACAUUAGCUAUUUGUUUUAAUUCUGUAGUUCUGGGGGGAAAGAAAAUAUGACAACUCUAACAAGGCAAGACCUCAAUUUUGGACAAGUGGUUGCUGACAUCCUGUGUGAGUUCCUGGAGGUCGCUAUUCAUCUCAUCCUGUAUGUCCGAGAGGUUUAUCCCUCUGGAAUCUUUCAGAAGAGGAAGAAAUACAAUGUACCCGUGCAGAUGUCAUGUCACCCAGAGUUGAAUCAGUAUAUCCAAGAUACGCUUCAUUGUGUUAAGCCACUCAUUGAGAAGAAUGAUGCAGAGAAGGUGGUAGUGGUCAUCAUGGACAAAGAGCAUCAUCCAGUAGAGAGAUUUGUGUUUGAGAUUUCCCAGCCUACACUGCUGUCCAUCAGCUCCGACACAUUACUGUCACACGUGGAGCAGCUGCUGAGGGCGUUCAUCCUGAAGAUCAGUGUGUGUGAUGCUGUUUUAAAUAAUAACCCACCAGGGUGUUCAUUUACAGUUCUAGUACAUACCAGAGAUGCUGCUACACGCAACAUGGAGAAGGUUCAAGUCAUCAAGGAUUUUCCAUGGAUAGUUGCUGAUGAGCAGGAGGUCCACAUGCAGGAGCCUAGACUCAUCCCACUGAAGACCAUGACAUCUGACAUAGUAAAAAUGCAGCUCUACGUGGAAGAGAGAGCACAGAAAACGUAGGUCCUCGCUCUGCGGGAAGAAAGGAACGUCACUGCUGCAUGAGCCUAUCUGUGACGACGUUGAAACAUGAGAAAAAUAUAUACUGUAACUCAGCCUGUGAGAGCUGAGACGGCCGGAAGGAGACAUGAGUUUUUGUUGAUCAUCAAGAAACAGAUGUGGAAUGUGUUUGUGUGGUGUGUUCAAUGCAGAUCUUCACUGUUACAUGAUGACCCAAAUGUUGCACCAUGGCAAUACAAUUCCAGGGGAUAUUUAAUACACAACUAUAAUAAUACUGGUUAUCAGUGGUGUCUAUCAGGUACCAGUUUAACCCUCGGUCGUCUUCUAUCUUCACUGUAAAAUAUUCACUCUGUUUAUCUUUGUAGGGAACUUACAGUUUACUUGUAGGGCUUAGGCCCCCUAGAGGCUGUCUUUUCACCUCCACAGGGGGGUCAGAGGUUACAUCACCUUGCUCUGUCAUGGCAGUACUGUGCAUGCUGUUGGUCAGGAAUGCGGUGUGAAAGUUUUGGGUGGAUUCCUGUGGAAUAAAAUGGAUCUUGGUGUGUUUUCUUAUGCACAUUUGUAAUCAUGUUUGCUUCAAUUGUUAUGUGAAAAAUUAAAAAUUUUCAUGUUGUGACAGGAAAGUUUUUACUGGUGAUAACAAUGUUAUUUGAUAUAUGUGAAAAUAUAUUGAAUUGUAAUAAAACCAUUUUAAGUGCCAA
Messenger RNA from Morone saxatilis (striped sea-bass), 1430 nucleotides. RefSeq names its product mitotic arrest deficient 2 like 2 (gene mad2l2). The record is from RefSeq and is a predicted model, not a curated record. Lineage: Eukaryota; Metazoa; Chordata; Actinopteri; Moronidae. Gene Ontology annotation, cellular component: zeta DNA polymerase complex.